AUGGCCAAGUUCGCCAACUCUUUCGACCUGCUGGGCGAGACCGAAGACAUCGAUGUCAAGGAACUCAUCAGCGCGGUUGAUGAGAGGGCCGAGUUUUUGGAGGUGAAGAAGAAGGCGAUAGAGUCGGCGAAGAAGAAGGCGAUGGAGGAGGAGAAGAGGAAGAAGGAGGCGAUAGAGGCGGCGGAGAAGAGGAAGAAGGAGAAUAAUAAUGGGUUUUACAGAAGAGGCCAGAACAGCCAAAGGGAUUUCAAUUCCCAGAAUUUUCGUGCUGCGCCGAAAUCUGCUGAUGAUACUAGAUCUGUCUCCAGUGCUGCUAGUAUUGUGUUGUCAGAGAUAUCUUUUGGGAGCUUUUGCAGAGAGGAUUUUGAAGAGUUGAUGAAGAAGAAGGAGACUGAAGUUGUUGCGGAGAAGAAACGGGAAGAACAAGGUGGUGAGGAAGAGGGGAACAAAACCCAACUACAGAGUAAUGGGGUCAAUGGAAGCAGCAGCAAGAGUUCUUCUGAUGGAAAGAAAAAGUCAAAUAUCAAUGGAAGUCUGAGGAGAAAACUGAAGAAGAAGAGGAACGAGGAGAAAAGCCACAGCGAAAAUGCAGCAGCUGUUGGUGAUACUACUGGUGCUGCUGUGACUGCUCCUGUUCAGAACAAGCCUACGCUUUCGUACACUUUGAAAGAAUAUGAGAAGAUGAAUAUGAAGAAGAGUGAGAAUCAAGAAACCGCUGUCGAACAGCCCCCUCAGCCUGCACAACGGCAUCUCGAGCAGCCUCAAGACCACCAUCCUGCACAAUGGCAGACCAAGCAGUCUGCACAACAGAAGGCCGAGCAGUCUGCACAACGGCAAACCAAGCAGCCUCAAUACCGCCAUCCACCACAGCCUGCACAACAGCAACCCCAGCAGCCUCGAUACCGCCAUCCUGCACAAUGGCAGACCAAGCAGCCUGCACAACGGCAGACCAAGCAGCCUCAAUACCGCCAUCCACCGCAGCCUGCACAACAGCAGCCCAAUCAGCCUGCACAACAGCAGCCACAGCAGCCUGCACAACAGCAGCUUAAUAGCAGGAAUGACGGCUCCUGGAAUCCAGUGAAGGAUCGUAGACGGCGGCAAGAUUGGGGGAACUAUAACUCUGAUGGUAGGUUUGAAGAAAGUUGUUCGCGACAGGCCAGGGUUGCGAAUAAGGAAUUUUUGAUAAAUCCUGCUGAAUUUCCAACCCUGAGCAGUAAAUAA
Messenger RNA from Prunus avium (sweet cherry), 1221 nucleotides. The record is from RefSeq and is a predicted model, not a curated record. Lineage: Eukaryota; Viridiplantae; Streptophyta; Magnoliopsida; Rosales; Rosaceae.